UGUGGCAACAGUGACGUUUGUAAAUUUUUUGUAAUAUUUAGUAGGAAAAUGUAAUAUUUUUGUUUAAAUGAUUGUGUUUUAUGAAAAACACUGUCCGAGUAAGAUAUUUGGAGAAGAGUUUCGUUCGAAAUUAGAUUAGCAUUAGAGUCCACAAUGGGCAGCGGGCAGUCCGUCCGCGCCUCGCACUUCUCCCGACCGCAGGCGCCACCAACGGACGAACAGGACCCCCACAUCAGCAUCUCCAACAAAAUGGUAGAACGGCUUGUUGAAGACGCUACCCUCGCUGGAGGAGCGGCGUCAGCGCCGCCAGUGACGCGCAAGCCACCACGGGAGGAUCUCAAGGAGAAGAUACUCACAGAAAAGAUGAAGUGUCUGGAUGAGACGCACUCGGAGAGGAGCAAAAUAACGGUAGAUGACAUCAACUCACUGGUGCGCCGCAUAGAGAUGCGGUCCUCUAAUAUGUCGAGUAUGGAGCCCGUGUGCCCCGAUUACCAGCAGCGCAUAAUCGACUGCUACAAUGAGGGGGAGGAAGGAGGGGAUGUGGUGCAAUGUUGGAAUACCAUCGGUGAGUUUUCCCAAUGCGUAGCGGCAGCGGGCGCAGCCCGGCUACAAGCGCAGUCACAACUCGCAGCAACAGCGACACGGCGACACAAUCUGCUUUCCGUGCGCGGUUUGUCGCCAUAACCAGUCUUCCAGUAGGUAGGCCAAGCACAUGAUAGGCACGACAGUAUCUCGCCGCGAGAUAGACUACCCGUUUUUUUCUAACUGUAUUAAUUAAAGAGGGACGUGGGUAGUCUAUCUCGCGGCGAGAUACUGUCGCGCCAAUCAUGUGCUAGCCCGGCAGGUCAGGCGUCCAUGACGCGUCCUAAUCACAGACUACAGACUGCCGUUCAACUGUGUGGUGGCCAACCAAACGCAACAUACAACGAUCGACCACGUCAAGCAUUUCCUGUCCAGCAUAGAUGACAAUCUUACAUCGACACAUGCCGAUAGAAAAGCAAAAAUAUAUCAGGAUGUAAGAUGCAACGAAAUGUCACGUGAUCAUUACCAUACAUUAUUUUAUAUCACAUUAAUAGAGCGCGGACACACUAGCGAUUUGCGAGCGAGUUGGAAGCGACGCGAGCGCGCAGCGAGUUCGCUGCAUACUGUCAUACUGGAAUGGGAGCGAAGUCGUUGGGUAGGUACUCGCGGCGAGAUCGUUACGCGCUCGCGGCGAACUCGUUGCGCGCUCGCGGCGAACUCGCUGCGCGCUCGCCUCGCUUCCAAUUCACUCGCAAAUCGCUAGUGUGGCCGCGCUCUUAGAUUGGCGUUUUAUAUCAAAUGCUUGUCACUUGGCUAGGCCUAAUGGUUUACAUCCUAUCGUCGUUCGCGGACAGCUGCUUAGGCAUAGACUAACUGACCCAUUGAAGCUCUAUUAUCUAAUCUUAAAUAAGUCUACAACAAUGUGCCUUUCCUCUUGCGUCUUCUUUAUGUCAUAGCUGAAACGUCACUAGUUACUCACUGAAUAUAGAACCAUUAAACCAAUAGUGUAAUUUUUGUUAUUAUUUAUUUUUCUAAGCACAGUCUGUUAUAUUUUAUUAUACCAGGUAUCUUUAA
This is a messenger RNA of Cydia splendana, 1596 nucleotides long. RefSeq lists its product as uncharacterized. Bases 154 to 684 code for a protein of 176 amino acids. NCBI's taxonomy places the organism in Eukaryota, Metazoa, Arthropoda, Insecta, Lepidoptera, Tortricidae. The transcript has 5 exons. The record is from RefSeq and is a predicted model, not a curated record.